Cooperia oncophora is the source of this 723-nucleotide messenger RNA. NCBI's taxonomy places the organism in Eukaryota, Metazoa, Nematoda, Chromadorea, Rhabditida, Trichostrongylidae. The record is from the annotation of a GenBank genome assembly.
AUGGCCUUUUCGUUAUAUGAACGGCAAUAUCUUGGCAUUCAUGGGCUUCUUCCUCCUGCCUUCAUGACAGCUGAACAACAAGCCUACCGCGUGAUGUCAAAACUACGCGAACAGCCCAAUGAUCUCGCAAGGUAUGUCCAACUAGACAGUCUUCACGACCGUAAUGAGAAAUUGUUUUAUCGAGUUUUAUGUGAUAACAUCAAGGAACUAAUGCCUAUAGUUUACACACCUACCGUCGGACUUGCAUGUCAGAAAUUCGGAUUCAUCUACCGUAACCCUAAGCAAUUAGUGGUGACAGACGGCGAACGUAUUCUGGGACUUGGAGAUCUUGGAGCAUACGGUAUAGGUAUUCCAGUCGGAAAACUUGCUCUCUAUGUUGCCUUGGCUGGCCUUUAUCCAUGCAAUGGUGUACUUCCAGUCCUACAUAUCGAUUUGACGCUUCUAAACGAUCCAUUCUACACCGGAUUGCGUCGAAAGCGAGUGAGAGGUCCUGAGUACGAUUUACUCAUCGACAACUUCAUGAAAGCCGCCACGAAACGUUUGAAGAUUUCGGAAACCAAGAACGCUUACCGUCUCCUCGAUCGAUACAAGAACGAGUACUGUAUGUUCAACGAUGACAUACAAGGAACGGCAGCGGUAGUGGUCGCAGGCUUGCUGGCAACCACACGUAUUACGAAGAGACCGCUUUCGCAAAACAAACUCGUAUUUCUGGGAGCUGGAGGG